This is a messenger RNA of Aspergillus steynii IBT 23096, 1479 nucleotides long. It is a transcript of the gene sdh2, whose product is annotated as succinate dehydrogenase iron-sulfur protein subunit SDH2. Gene Ontology annotation, molecular function: 2 iron, 2 sulfur cluster binding; electron transfer activity. The coding region runs from base 380 to 1270 and encodes 296 amino acids. Lineage: Eukaryota; Fungi; Ascomycota; Eurotiomycetes; Eurotiales; Aspergillaceae. Gene Ontology annotation, cellular component: mitochondrial membrane. The transcript has 3 exons. Gene Ontology annotation, biological process: tricarboxylic acid cycle; aerobic respiration; respiratory electron transport chain. The record is from RefSeq and is a predicted model, not a curated record.
CCCACCGGCAGGGAGAAUGUUUAAGCCAUCGACCGAGUCGCCGUGUAUCCCCGACGCUUGCAAUUAGCCCGCGCGUGAUUGGCCGGCGGCGGCUGAGUCAUCCGCGUGGCCGGCAAACCCGAGGUAACCCUCAGGCAGAGACUGGCAGCUCCCAAAGCGACAAAACACAUCGUCGCCUCCCCUUUGGACCUUCAUCUCUCUGCCUCAAUUGCCGCUGGCUGGCUGCCUUUUGUCCCCUCUCCAUUCCGGCGUCUGCUCCUCCACUCCACUCUCCUCUCCUGCUUCUCUCUUUCUUGCGGCUCUUACCCGCCCCGAAUUACUCUCUCCCUUUCCGACCCUUGAUUUCCUGCGCCAGCCUUUUCGAUCCACAAAAGCCACCAUGGCCGCUCUUCGCUCGACCUCGCGCCUCGUCGCAUCCUCGCGGCCUCUGUUCCGCCCCUCCGUCUUCGCUCGCUCCUACGCGACCGUCGACCCCGUCGCCCAGGCCGGCUAUGCCAGCAGCAAGACCGUUCCCGAGACCAAGACCUCGACCGACCAGGAUCCCAACAUGUCCGAGAGCCCUCGCGUCAAGAAGUUCCACAUCUACCGCUGGAACCCCGACAAGCCCACCGAGAAGCCGUCCAUGCAGUCCUACCAGCUGGAUCUGAACAAGACCGGGCCCAUGAUGCUCGACGCGCUCAUCCGGAUAAAGAACGAGAUGGACCCCACCCUGACUUUCCGGAGGUCUUGCCGAGAGGGUAUCUGCGGUAGCUGUGCGAUGAACAUUGACGGUGUCAACACCCUGGCUUGCUUGUGCCGUAUCCCGACCGACACGGGGAAGGAGUCUCGCAUCUACCCGCUGCCUCACACCUACGUCGUCAAGGACCUGGUUCCCGACCUGACGUAUUUCUACAAGCAGUACAAGUCCAUCAAGCCGUACCUGCAGCGUGAGACCAAGACCGAGGACGGCCUGGAGCACCGCCAAAGUCCCGAGGACCGCAAGAAGCUGGACGGUCUCUACGAAUGUAUCCUCUGCGCCUGCUGCUCGACCUCCUGCCCCUCGUACUGGUGGAACAGCGAGGAGUACCUGGGCCCCGCCAUCCUGCUGCAGUCCUACCGCUGGCUGGCCGAUUCGCGUGACGAGAAGACCGCCGAGCGCAAGGCCGCGCUGGACAACAGCAUGAGCGUGUACCGAUGCCACACCAUUCUCAACUGCUCGCGAACCUGCCCCAAGGGUCUGAACCCGGCCCGGGCGAUUGCGGAGAUUAAGAAGAUGAUGGCCGCUCACUAAGAUGGGGUAGAAAAGGGAAAAAAGACUUGUGUUUAUAUUUUGUGAUAUUCUUUGCAUCCUUCUUUUCUUUUUUUCAUUCUCCUUUUUUUUACUUAUUUUUUGAUGUUUUGGUCGCUAUCUAGCUUUUCUUUGCGUCCUAUUCCCUCGGACUGUGGGGUUUUCAUGUCGGAUGUUUCAUUAGGUGUAAAUUGUGAAUAUUCAUAUAAGAC